Heterotrigona itama is the source of this 2554-nucleotide messenger RNA. The record is from the annotation of a GenBank genome assembly. Lineage: Eukaryota; Metazoa; Arthropoda; Insecta; Hymenoptera; Apidae.
GGGUAAUUGUAAAAACGCGGUUAGUGAGAUCAAAUUUCAUAAAUGUACAAAUAUGUAAAACAUGUUUGGGUGAAAUUGAAUAAUUAAACUCGGUAGUUGUACUUUGUUCUGAAAUAUUACUUUAUUUUGAUAUUAUUCUUUAGAUUGUACGAAAAGAUAUAGUAAUUCCAAACAAUUUAACAACAAAUAUUAACAGCACACAGUUGAUACGUGACGGAACAGAGUGAUUAAAGUAAUUGACGUGUGCAGCGUACGAAAGCAAUACGAAACAGGCACGCGAUGCGAAAGUAAAAUUCAAGCUGAGAAGCAAGGAUUUCUUAUUUUAUCACAGUGAGAAAAUUAAAUGAACAAUAGUCUGAUCGUAUCGUUAUGGGUUAAUCGUAGAGAAUCCUUUCAGCGAGUUAACCUUCUUCGUAUCGAGUAAUCUUUGCAUAUACACAUUUGCUAUUUGUCAGUGUUUCAAGAUGGCGGAUCUAAACGAGAAAUUGUUAGCAGAACUCCUGAAAAAGCCUGGGAAUAAUUUAUGUGCGGAUUGUGGGACAAAAAAUCCAGAAUGGGCUUCUUAUAACAUAGGGAUAUUUGUGUGCACAAGGUGCGCGGGUAUACAUAGAUCAAUGGGUGCACAUAUUUCUAAAGUUAAACAUUUAAAGCUGGACAGGUGGGAGGAUUCUCAAGUAAACAGAAUCAGAGAAGUGGGUAAUAUCGCAGCUAGGCUUCAUUACGAAGAACGUGUACCUCCAUGUUAUCGCAGACCAAACCCAGAUGCGCCACAAGUACUGGUAGAGCAGUGGAUAAGAGCGAAAUAUGAAAGGGAAGAGUUUUGUCAUCCAGAAAGGCAAAAUCAUUAUGUUUCAGGAUUCAUGGAAGGAUUUUUGAUGAAACGUGGCAAAGAAGAUUCGCGAUAUCACCCUAGAAAAUUUGUUCUUUGCGAGGCAGAAGAUACUCUCAAGUAUCACGUUAAAGAAAAUAAGGAACCCAAAGCUGUCCUUAGAAUAUCUGAAUUAAACGUGGCUUUUGCUCCUCCCAAAACUUGUAACCAAAACAGUCUACAAAUUUCUUUUAUGAAAGAUGGUACCACAAGACAUAUCUACGUAUAUCACGAGGAUCCAGAAGUAAUCACAAAUUGGUAUUUGGCAAUACGAUGUGCCAAGCUACAUCGUUUGCAAGUUGCAUAUCCAGGAGCAACAGAGGCGGAAUUACUUUCACAAUUAACCAGAGAUUUUCCACGCGAAGGAUUUUUAUGGAAAACUGGACCUAGGUAUACGGAUGCGUACAAGAAAAGAUGGUUUACGUUAGAUGGACGAAAAUUGAUGUAUCACGACGAUCCUAUGGAUGCACAUCCAAAAGGUGAAAUUUUCUUGGGUCAUAGUUCAGAUGGUUUUGCAGUAAAACCAGGAGUGCCUCCAGGUGCGAGAGAUCAGGGAUUUUCAUUUACUCUUGAAACGCCAGAUAGGACUUAUCUUCUUUCUGCUCAAAGCGACGAUGAUAGAUCACAAUGGAUGAACGUAAUUCAAAAAGUGAUAGAUAAACCGCUCACUCCGCAAGAUGCAACUGUGGCAGCACGUCUUAUAAGAAAACGCACAGCAAGUGGAACAAUGAAUAUAUUUUCUUCUACAAGGUAGGGCUGGAUCCCUCUUAGGUGCCUUUCCUAAUUGUUAAAAGUGAAUAUUAGACGAACCAAUCAAGUUGUUCUAUCAAGACUGUUAAGGAAGUAGGUCGAUCGAUCCGAAUAGAUAAUGUUUUGUAAUCGCACAAUGCUAUCGAAUCCCGUACACAUAUUUAUUCAUAAAAACACACGUUAUAUCUUAUACAUAUAAUAGCGUUAUAAAAAAAAUAUCUUUCAAGUAAACACAAAAUAAUUUUUAAUAUUCUCGUAUUGUCAUUGCUAAUAGAUUUAGAAAGUUUAAUACGGUCAAAUAACAUCCAAAUGAACCAAAUAUAUCGGACGAAUGGUUCUCUCCGACGAUAUAAUAUGGAAAUAAUAUAAAUAUAACAAAGUUCGUAUACUCUCUGAAGGUACUUUCAUCAUAAAAUGCUUCUUACUCGCUGUCGAACCAAGUUGACAGUAUUAUAUGCUACAUUAUGAACAAUUAUUACUUAAUAACAUUGCUAUUAACAACUUUUACUUGAUAAUAUUACUAUCCAAUAUUUAUUUCUCGAUUAACGAAGAAAUUACGAAAUUUCAACAGACGACAUAAUGUCGUUUUUAGAAAUUUAAAGUAAACAUUGUACAAUAAUGUAACGUGUGAAAAAAGUAAUGAAAGUGGAACACGAUGAAUAUUUGACUAUUUAAAUUCCGUUUAAUACUUGAAUUCAAUAUUAUUUGCAGUAUUUUUCUGUUCUGUGAUGGUUAUCAACUCGUUUAGAUUUCCAAAAUAAGCAUAAAGUCAUACAUAGUUUAAUGGAAAUAGUAUACUUGUACGGCCUAUCCUCUUAUGCAUUCUUUUAUACAAUACACAGUAAGAAUAAUAUAAGCUAAGUCAAUCAAAUUCUACAUACAUAAUAAUACAUAUAUACAUAUUGUGUUGCUGAUAUAUAUAUAUAUAUUAUAUAU